Messenger RNA from Parascedosporium putredinis, 1164 nucleotides. Lineage: Eukaryota; Fungi; Ascomycota; Sordariomycetes; Microascales; Microascaceae. The record is from the annotation of a GenBank genome assembly.
AUGGCCGACUACGACAGCGACUCCGAUAUUGGGGAGUUUACGGAGACAACAACCUUGCUAGGGUACGUCUCCAAGGACCCGGCCGAUGAUUCCAUUAGCCGCCUCGGUGGCCAGCCUGAAUGGCUAGACCCCCAGAAAGCCCCGUCUGCGGCGCUAGCGCGCUGCAAAGCUUGUGGCGACAUCAUGGCCAUGCUCCUUCAGCUCAACGGCGAACUCCCCGAAAAGUUUCCCGGCCACGAACGACGCCUUUUUGUCUUCGGCUGCAACAAGCCCAAGUGCCGUCGGAAGCCGGGGAGCAUUCGUGCCCUGCGGAGUCUGCGCGUGUCCAAGGAAGCUGCUGAAAAGGCGCGCACAGAGGCAGAAGCGACACGGAAAGCAGCCGAGGAGAAGAGGCUCCGCGAAGAGAAGGAAGCCGAGGAGAAGGCGAAGCAGCCUGGUUUGGGAGAGACUCUAUUUGGCACAAAGGGGCUCGGGGGCGGGGCCCUCACGAAUCCGUUCGCAAGUGGCGCCGGUGGCUCACCCGCGAAUCCGUUUGCCAGCGCACCCAAGGUAGCCGCUGCCACAGUGGCGACCGUCAAGGCGGCGGCGGAGGAGCUACCCAAGACCUUUGCCGAGACGCUGUCCCUGAACAACCCCAUCGCACAGAAGCCGCGAGAUCCCCUCCCGCCCCCGAGCCGUGGCCUGCGGCGACCGAACCCUCGACCCUACCCCGACGGCGGUGCCCGCCAACGCGAGAAUGGAGGUGGACAGCUCCGAGGGUGGCUCGUCCCUCAUAUCCAAGGACGACUUCGAGUCCACCAUGGAUGCCGCCUUCCAAAGUUUGCCGACCGCAUGGCCCAGAACCCGGAGCAGGUCAUCCGGUAUGAGUUUGCGGGCGCGCCUCUCCUCUACAGCAAGGACGACGAAGUCGCCAAGGUCCUCACUGGACGGCCGAACAUUCCUCGCUGUGGUGGAUGCGGCGGCGAGAGGACCUUUGAGCUGCAGCUUACCCCGCACGCCAUUACGGAGUUGGAGGCGGACGACAUGAGUCUCGAGGGUAUGGACUGGGGCACCAUCAUCGUAGGUGUGUGCGCCAGGGAUUGCCAGGAACACAGCGUCGAGGACAGUGAGGUGGGGUACCUCGAGGAGUGGGUGGGAGUUCAGUGGGAGGAGUUGGGGAAAUAA